This is a messenger RNA of Owenia fusiformis, 2148 nucleotides long. NCBI's taxonomy places the organism in Eukaryota, Metazoa, Annelida, Polychaeta, Sabellida, Oweniidae. The record is from the annotation of a GenBank genome assembly.
GAUAAUUGUUGUGAGCUUUGGCUCAAUGUUCCGUAGACUCUGGCCAGAACUUCGAACCACAUUUGCCAAAGCAUUUGCUGCAAUGCCACAAACUGUGAUUUGGAGUUACGAAGGCCCCACACCAGAAGGUCUUGGAAAUAAUACGAUAUUGAGUAAAUGGAUACCUCAAGAAAGCCUGUUGAAUCAACCUGCUACUAAACUAUUUGUGACACACUGUGGAGCUUCAUCCAGCUUUCAAGCUUUGCAUUAUGCCCUCCCUGUGAUUGGAGUACCAUUCUUUUGGGAUCAGCCUUUCUAUUGCCAGAAACUCUCCCAUAGAGUAAAAUCUGGUCAAACUGUUUCUUUGGAAGGAAUCACCAGCAAGAAACUUCAACGAGCCAUGAAGGAGGUUAUAGAGAAUAAAACAUACAAGGCGAAUGCUGAAAGAGCUGCUGCUAUAUACCAUGAUCAACCCAUGCCACCAAAGGACAAACUUGUCUACUGGGCUGAAUAUGUUAUACGCCACAAGGGUGCACCCCAUUUACGAUCCCAAGCUGCUAAUGAACUGAAUUUCUUCCAAUACUAUUUGCUCGACAUCAUAGCACUAGUGUGUUGUGUUUGCAUUAUAAUUGGAACUGUUCUGGUUAUUAUAGUCAAGAAAGUCAUUUGCUUCAUAUUCUCUAAUCAGAAGGUCAAAUAUGAUUAAAAAAGUAUUCACACAUAGCUAGGCAAGGUGUGUCAACUUCUAUCAAUCAGAGGAUAGUAUUUCAUAUGACUGCAUUGUAUUAUAUAACCAACAACUCACACAAGGGGUCAUUUUUAGAUCCAAGUGAAACUAAUGAAACCGAUAAGCUUAUUUUCUUUGUUUAGUAAACAUUUGUAACUAGUAUCAUGCUUUAAGUGCUAUUAUGCAGGUCAAAUGGUAGUUGCAAUGAAUGGUUGUUAAAUUCCAGUGAAUGGAUUUAGUAUGGACUAAUGCUGUAAGGCCAUAGGACCUUUGCUCAGGAAAGAAGUUCUAAUAUAGCCACUCAAUAUAAAAUGGCCACCAUUUUAUUUAGAAAAUAUAUGUAAUUUCUAUGAUUCAAAUACCAUUUAAGGUGCUAUGGAAGUUAACAGGAAAUGACAAAACAGGAAGUGACAAAAAAAUUUGCAUUUUAAGACAUUUUUUGAACCAAGAUAACAGAGUUCUGUUUUGCCCUUCAGUCAAUUCAACUAGUCCCAAAUACCAUUUACAGGUCCAGGAUCACAAUGUUCAUGGUCAGAAUGACCCUAAACAUGAUGAAAUAACCUUUUCAGCCCUCUGAAAACGUGACUGAAAAAUAGCUAAAAGAAGGAAGUAGGAAAGGUCACUGAGCAGAAUCUUUCGAAUUUUUCAGAAAAUGUGCCUAAUAUAUUGCUCUAAAUGAUACAAUCUUUGAAAAUUUGAUAGCAUUCAUAGAAAAAGAAAAAUUAUGAAAAAACUGAUUUGAAAAGCGAUCUAUUUUCCUUUUUAUGACCGCCAUUUUUUAAAGACAAUUUUCUAAAAUUUCAAAGAUUGUAUCAGUUAGAGCAUUAUAUUGGGCACAUUUUCUGAAAAAUUCAAAAUAUUCUGUUCAGUGACCUUUCCUAGCUCCUACUUUUAGCUUUUUUUCAGGCACACUUUCAAAGGGCUAAAAAGGUUAUUUCAUCAUGUUUGGGGUCAUUCUGACCAUGCACAUUGUGAUCCUGGUCAUGUAAAUGAUAUGUGGAAAUAGUUAAAUUGACUGGAGGUCAAACCAGAACUCUGUUAUCUUUGUUCAAAAAUGUCUAGAAAUGCAAAAUUUUUGUCACUUCCUGUUUCGUCAUUUCCUGUUAACUUCCAUAGUACCUUAACAGGUUUGGUUCAAAUUUUAUAUGCUGAUGACUUAGUGGUGAGGGACAUUUACUGGAAUUGUUAAGACUUUGUCUGCAUUUUAAAUAGUGUAAAAAAGUAUAAUUACUGCACUUGGUGAUUCAUCUCGUAUAUGUAUAUGGAUUCAAGUUAAGGUCACUUAAUAUUCUGACUUAUUAUCAAACUGAACAAACAUUGAAUAUAACAUGUGAUUUGUUGCAUUAAAUGCUUUGAUAGCCUAGAAAUGAAUGAAACUAACAAAAUAUGACUAGUCAAAUUUAAAAUGACAUGUGACAAUUUUAUAUCAAAAAGUGACUAAA